AUGUUAUCUGGCAUUACCUGUCAUAGAAGAGGCCCGAUACUGUCUGGCAUUACCUGUCAAAGAGGAGCCCUGAUACUGUCCGGCAUUACCUACCAUAGAGGAGGCCCAAUACUGUCUGGCAUUACCUACCAUAGAGGAGGCCAAAUACUGUCUAACAUUACCUGCCAUAGACGAGGCCCGAUACUCUCCAGCAUUACCUGCCAUAGAAGUGGCCGGAUACUGUCUGGCAUUACCGGCCAUAGAAGUGGCCCAAUACUAUCCGAAAUGAACUGCCAUAGAGGAGGCCAAAUACUCUCUGGCAUUACCUUCCAUAGAAGUGGCCCAAUACUGUCCGGCAUUACCGACCAUAGAAGAGACCCGAUACUGUCUGGCAUUGCCUGCCAUAGAGGAGGCACAAUACUGUCCGAAAUUGCCUGCCAUGGAGGAAGCCAAAUACUCUCUGGCAUUACCUUCCAUAAGUGGCCCAAUACUGUCCCGCAUUACCUCCCAUAG
Acanthosepion pharaonis is the source of this 492-nucleotide messenger RNA. NCBI's taxonomy places the organism in Eukaryota, Metazoa, Mollusca, Cephalopoda, Sepiida, Sepiidae. The record is from the annotation of a GenBank genome assembly.